This is a messenger RNA of Vanrija pseudolonga, 1250 nucleotides long. RefSeq lists its product as uncharacterized. The record is from RefSeq and is a predicted model, not a curated record. NCBI's taxonomy places the organism in Eukaryota, Fungi, Basidiomycota, Tremellomycetes, Trichosporonales, Trichosporonaceae. The coding region runs from base 108 to 1250 and encodes 380 amino acids. The transcript is spliced from 3 exons.
CGAGUCGACUUUGGCUUCUGUGCAUAUCAUACCCUCCUCGCACGUUUAAAGCGACCCAGUCGACCCCCUUAGCUUCGCUUAUCCCCACACUCACACACACCACAGCAAUGGCCACCCCCCGCCCCCGCCCAGACUACGCCAAGCUCUCGAUCCGCAUCGCGACGCCGGCGCAAAAAGUCCAGUCGCACAAGAACCAGUACCCCGAGUGGGGGCAGCCGCGCGGCUUCGACGUCCCGCAGUUCCUGCACCGCGAGACCAUCCUCAACGGUGACGACAGGCCGUGGGUCCGCGACGGCGGGUUCACGACCUGGGUGCUCGUCCCGCGCGACGAUCCCGAGUCGCUUGACCUCCUGGCUUCGUGCGAGACGUACAAGCGCGACUCGCUCUACCUCCCUCCCGGCGAGACGACCCCGCGCCCAACCACGGCAUACGGCAUCGCGUCCGUCUUCUGCAUCCCCGAGCACCGCGGAAACCGGUACCCGACCUUCCUGCUGCAGCUGCUGCACUACGUCAUGGCGGAGGAGGGCACGCUGCCGCCGUUCCCGGCCGCCUGGGGCGCGCCGCCCGACAUCAAGGGGUACAAGGACGCGCGGUUCUCGGUGCUCUACUCGGGCGUCGGGCGCGUCUUCUACUCCAAGGUGCGCAAGGGCGACGGCGAGGCCAGCGAGCCCGGCUGGGUCGCCGACGAGCACGCCCACCGUAUCUGGCAGAUCGAGGACGCGCCCGCGCCGCAGGUCGACGGCCUCGAGUUCCUCGGCGCUGAGGAGGUCGAGAAGCUCGCUUCCGGCGUCGACGAGUACAUGAAGGCUGAGCUCGUGAACACUGGCGACAAGAGCAAAACGCGGUUGGCGAUCUUGCCUACGAGGAACAUGUUCGGCAUCCACCCUCUGCGGUACGAGCUCGCCCCCGGCCACCGCAAGACCGCGACGUUUGGCGUGCGUCUGCCUGCGCCUGCGCCAGGCACGCCGCAGCCGUUCUUCACGUACACGUACGAGAUCAGCUCGGCGCGGCCAGAGCGCCUGGUGCUGCUGUACGUCCAGCAUCCCGUGCCCUUCUCGGCUGUGCUUGCGGCCGCGAAGCACGAGGGCGUGGGCAGUAUCGAGAUGUGGGGCGGCUUUGCUGGCUGGGAUGCCGAGGCGGGCGGCGCCACGCUCGACAGAGACGACAGCGUGUGCGCCCUCGCGCAGUACGGCUUUGGGGGAGACGACAAGGUCGAGUGGGAGUGGGUCGAGAAGUACGCCUGGUGCUAG